GUAUCCGUUACAGCACUGAUGUUUCUGUGGAUGAGGUGAAAGCCCUGGCCUCCUUGAUGACCUACAAGUGUGCUGUCGUUGAUGUGCCAUUUGGAGGUGCCAAAGCUGGAGUGAAGAUCAAUCCCAGAAACUACUCUGAUAACGAGCUGGAGAAGAUAACCAGGAGGUUCACCAUCGAACUGGCCAAAAAGGGAUUCAUUGGGCCUGGCAUCGACGUCCCGGCGCCAGACAUGAGCACCGGAGAGAGGGAAAUGUCCUGGAUCGCCGACACUUAUGCCAACACCAUCGCACACACUGACAUCAACGCCCACGCGUGUGUGACGGGGAAACCCGUCAGCCAGGGAGGAAUCCACGGCCGCAUCUCGGCUACCGGCCGUGGAGUUUUCCACGGCAUUGAGAACUUCAUCAACGAGGCCUCCUACAUGAGCAUGCUGGGCCUGACGCCUGGCUUCCAGGACAAGACCUUCAUCAUCCAGGGCUUUGGUAAUGUGGGUCUCCACUCCAUGAGGUACCUGCACCGGUUCGGUGCCAAGUGUGUGGGCGUUGGUGAGAUUGACGGAGCCAUCUACAACCCGGAUGGCAUUGACCCCAAACAACUGGAGGACUACAAACUGCAACAUGGCACCAUCGUGGGCUUCCCAGGAGCCAAGCCCUACGAAGGGAGCAUUUUGGAGGCUGACUGCCACAUCCUGAUUCCUGCUGCUGGGGAAAAGCAGCUCACACGCAACAACGCCCGCAGGAUCAAGGCUAAGAUCAUUGCUGAGGGUGCCAAUGGACCCACCACCCCAGAGGCAGACAAGAUCUUCCUGGAGAACAGCGUCAUGGUUAUUCCUGACAUGUACCUGAAUGCUGGUGGUGUGACCGUAUCGUAUUUCGAGUGGCUGAAGAAUCUCAAUCAUGUCAGUUAUGGCAGACUGACCUUCAAGUACGAGAGAGACUCCAACUACCACCUUCUCAUGUCUGUGCAGGAGAGUUUAGAGAGGAAGUUUGGAAAGCAGGGAGGACCCAUCCCCAUCGUCCCUACUGCUGAUUUCCAGGCCAGAAUUGCUGGCGCCUCAGAGAAGGACAUCGUUCACUCUGGGCUGGCCUACACGAUGGAGCGAUCUGCCCGGCAAAUCAUGCGCACAGCCAGCAAGUACAACCUGGGUCUGGACCUGCGGACGGCCGCCUACGUCAACGCCAUCGAGAAGGUCUUCAAGGUCUACAACGAAGCUGGGCUCACCUUCACAUAAACGGCUCCUCCUGAACGUGCACUGUUCUCCUCUUCCUCCGCUCUUCCUGCCAUUCCCUCUCUCCAGCUUCCCUCUACCUCCUCAAACAGCCUUCUGAACAUAUCACCGUUUACCACACAUGCAUCCACAGCCGCGCGUUUUCCCCUGCGAUAUUUGUGCAGCCGUAGAGAAGCCGCCCUGUUCUUGUUCCCGCCUGAAUUUAACCUGAGUUGGAGCGGAGAUCUGUGUUUGUAAAGAAGCGAAGGACUCUGUCGCUCCUUCCGCAGUCAGAUUAACGUUAAUGUUUUCUUUUGGCAGCCAUAUUUUCUUUUGGCAGCCAUAUUCACGGCGUACAUGUCGUAGUUGCUGGAUGCACGUGUGACCUGCGUGUUGCAGCCGUUUCUGUUGACAGCACUGCUGAUGCCUUAUUUCAGAAAGACGUCAGACCUUAAAAGGGAACUGACCACUCUAGACUAAUGUUGAUUAAAAGGGAUUUAGGUUUAACUCCAUUAGCAAGAUUAGUCAUUUUAAUCUUUCUGAUGAAAAGAUUAGGGAUAAGGUUUCUAAAUUUUAGGAAAUUUUUAUUUCAUAAGUGUUUUUACUGUCCUCUUCUUGAUUCUUAUGCUUUCUCUGUUGCUUUAGCUUAAGUGCAGCUUCCCUCGACUCCUCCGCCGGCCGCUAAGGAGGAGCGGAGGUGGGCGAGCAGUCACUGUGACCGCCCUGUUAGAGUUCUCCUCAGUUUAACCGUCCUGUUCUGCUGCAACGAAAAGAAUUUUGGAGGAAAUUACUUUUUAUUUUUAUUGCAUUCAGUUUUUUUUUUGGAAAACAAAUAAAAUGUUCAUAAAAAGUC
Fundulus heteroclitus (mummichog) is the source of this 2061-nucleotide messenger RNA. RefSeq names its product glutamate dehydrogenase 1b (gene glud1b). Gene Ontology annotation, biological process: L-glutamate catabolic process. The record is from RefSeq and is a predicted model, not a curated record. Gene Ontology annotation, molecular function: L-glutamate dehydrogenase (NAD+) activity. NCBI's taxonomy places the organism in Eukaryota, Metazoa, Chordata, Actinopteri, Cyprinodontiformes, Fundulidae. Gene Ontology annotation, cellular component: mitochondrion.